AUGGACAUCCCCAUCACCUCCAUCAAACCAAUCUACCACCCAUCUCCCACCACCCCCACCUCCAAAUCCAAAUCCAAAUCCAUCCAAACAACCAUCCAAUCCCUCCAUCUCCAAGCUCAUCCAGAAGGAGGCUACUACACUGAAACCGACCGACACCCGCUCCGCAUCCCCUAUCCACACAGCAAAGACCAAAGCACCACCGACACCGACACUGACAGCAACACCCGCUCCCUCUCCUCAACAAUCUACUACUAUCUCACCCCCGACUCCCCAACCUGCUUCUUCCACCUGAACCGCAGCCGCACGAUUCACAGUCUUCACCGCGGCCGAGCGCGGUACGUCAUUAUCCACGCGGAUUGGGUAGCGGAUGAUGGCACCGCGCCUGUUACGUCGUUUGUGGUCGGUCCGGAUCUAGACAAGGGGGAGAGGAUGCAGUGGGUUGUGGAGGGGGGCAAGUAUAAAGCUUGUUAUCUGUUGCCGGAUGACCCCUCGGAGACCGGGGCUGGGGAGAGCGAGGGGUUGUUGAUUACGGAGACUGUUGUCCCUGGGUUUGAAUUCGAGGAUCACGAGUUUCUGAGUCCCCAGACCAUGGAGAGGCUGCUACCGGAGGAGCAAUACCGGGCGCUGAGCUGGAUGUUGAAGAAGGAUGGAUGA
Messenger RNA from Aspergillus lentulus, 654 nucleotides. RefSeq names its product cupin domain-containing protein. Gene Ontology annotation, cellular component: intracellular anatomical structure. NCBI's taxonomy places the organism in Eukaryota, Fungi, Ascomycota, Eurotiomycetes, Eurotiales, Aspergillaceae. The record is from RefSeq and is a predicted model, not a curated record.